Suhomyces tanzawaensis NRRL Y-17324 is the source of this 2223-nucleotide messenger RNA. It is a transcript of the gene LEU42, whose product is annotated as Leu42p. Gene Ontology annotation, molecular function: 2-isopropylmalate synthase activity. Lineage: Eukaryota; Fungi; Ascomycota; Pichiomycetes; Serinales; Debaryomycetaceae. The record is from RefSeq and is a predicted model, not a curated record. The transcript has a single exon. Gene Ontology annotation, biological process: L-leucine biosynthetic process. Bases 373 to 2091 code for a protein of 572 amino acids. Gene Ontology annotation, cellular component: mitochondrion.
GUCGGAAAAGCGAUUUAGAAAACGUUUACAGGCUCCUUCAAAAACUGUAGUUCACGGGUUACCUGUCCGCUCAGGUUGGAGGUCCCAUCUAGAAGUUAGGUGUUCUUUUGAACUGGACUGAAUUCCGAUGAGUCUUGAUUCACGGCUGACAGCACAAUAAUUAUCGCAGGCCGCUACCGGUCCGUGACUAACCGAAUUGAACCCUCACUCGACCGGAUUGUUCCAAACCCCUCGCUAUUUCGGCCUACCCCAGCUUUUUACGUAAUAAUCUUACGCUGCUUACUUAAGCAGUAUGACUAACUUUUCACUUGUUCGGAGGUAUAAAAGUGACCCCACUUCAUCACCACUUGGAAUAUUACACCAAAACCAACCAUGCCUAUGUUACAAGACCCUUCUGUGAAGUACCAGAGGUUUGCUCCCAUCAACUUACCUCAAAGAACCUGGCCAUCCAAGGUCCUUGACAAGACUCCAAGAUGGCUUUCAACCGAUUUGAGAGAUGGUAACCAAUCCUUGCCCGAUCCAAUGUCGGUGGAAGAAAAAAAAGAAUAUUUCCAUAGAUUGAUUGACAUCGGCUUCAAGGAGAUCGAAGUAGCCUUCCCUGCUGCUAGUCAACCGGACUUUGAUUUCACCAGAUACGCCAUCGAACACGCUCCCGCCGAUGUAUCUAUCCAAGUCUUGAGUCCUUGCAGAGAAGAGUUGAUUGCAAGAACCGUGGAAUCUUUGAGGGGUGCCAAGAGGGCAACUAUUCAUAUUUAUUUGGCCACAUCGGCAUGUUUCCGUGAGGUGGUUUUCGGGAUGACCAAGGAAGAGGCCUUGGCCAAGGCUGUCAAAUGUACCGAGUUGGUGAGAAAAUUAACCAAGGAUGACCCAUCCCAACAGGGAACUGACUGGGACUUCGAGUUUUCCCCCGAAACAUUCUCCGACACUGACCUUGAUUAUGCCAUCGAGGUCUGCGAGGCAGUCACAAAUGCCUGGAACCCAAGCGUCGAAAAGCCAAUCAUCCUCAAUUUGCCUGCCACAGUUGAGAUGGCCACUCCAAACGUUUAUGCUGAUCAGAUCGAAUAUUUCUCCACCCAUGUGGCCAACAGAGACAAGAUUUGUAUCUCUCUCCACCCUCACAACGACAGAGGAUGUGCUGUUGCAGCUGCCGAGCUUGGACAAAUGGCAGGUGCUGACAGAAUUGAAGGUUGUUUAUUUGGAAACGGUGAAAGAACUGGUAACGUUGAUUUGGUAACCUUGGCACUUAACUUGUACACUCAAGGUGUGUCACCUAAAUUGGACUUUUCCGAUAUUAACUCUGUUGUACAGAUUGUUGAAAAGUGCAACAAGAUACCGGUUCACCAAAGAGCUCCAUAUGGUGGAUCUUUGGUUGUUUGUGCCUUCUCCGGCUCACAUCAAGAUGCCAUUAAGAAGGGAUUCAACUUGUAUUCCAAGGAAGCUGCCGCAGGAAAGAAGCCUGUUUGGAAAUUGCCAUACUUGCCUUUGGACCCAGAAGACAUUGGUAGAACUUAUGAAGCCAUUAUCAGAGUCAACUCUCAAUCCGGAAAGGGUGGUUCUGCUUGGGUUAUUUUGAGGAACUUGGAGUUAGACUUGCCAAGAGGAUUGCAGGUUGCUUUCUCUAAGGUUGUUCAAGAUAAGGCCGAAGUGAAGGGACAAGAAUUGACCAACAACGAGUUAUGUGAUCUCUUCAAGCAGGAAUAUUACAUUGACUAUGAAGACGAGGAAACCAACUACCCAUUCAAGUUGGUUGACUACAGCAUCUCCACCCCAGAAAAGGGACUCAAGCAAGUCGAUGCUGAAUUGGAAGUCGACGGUAAGGUUGUCAAAAUUUCAGGUAAGGGUAAUGGUCAAUUAUCUGCAUUUAACGAAGCAAUCAGAACUCAUCUCAAUAGUGAUAUUGAAGUGAAACACUAUCACGAACACUCCUUAGGUCUGGACUCCAAGUCUAGAGCUGCUACCUAUAUCGAGGUGACCUUGAAUGGUGGUAAGGUUUCCAGAUGGGGUGUGGGUAUCCAUGCGGAUGUGUCUCAAGCAUCCUUCUUGUCAUUGAUUUCUAUUUUGAACGGAUUGAAGGGAAAUGGAGAAAUCUAGUAUUAGUAUUUAGUAUUUAGUAGGACCUGGCGUUAAAUCUCUGUUAUACACGACUAAUAAGUAAAGUUCUGUAACAAUAAGGAUAAAAUCUUGGUCGAUAUAGAUCUGAACCAUACGAUAAAUAUUGGAAAU